Molecule: messenger RNA, 5240 nt
Organism: Phlebotomus argentipes
Lineage: Eukaryota; Metazoa; Arthropoda; Insecta; Diptera; Psychodidae
Gene: cnc
Product: segmentation protein cap'n'collar
Exons: 13
Coding region: 771-3971 (1066 amino acids)
Biological process (GO): regulation of transcription by RNA polymerase II
Cellular component (GO): nucleus
Molecular function (GO): DNA-binding transcription factor activity, RNA polymerase II-specific; RNA polymerase II cis-regulatory region sequence-specific DNA binding
Source: RefSeq, a predicted model, not a curated record
ACCCAGAUUGGAGCCUUUGUCUCCGAAUGCACUGUCCAAUGCUUCCUACACUGGAUGUCGACGCAUUUCUGAGCACUGACGUUUUCCCUUCGCGUGGCGCUACUCGUGCUGAGCCGCGAGGGUGAACGUGUCCGCCUGGGUUGACGUGUGGCAACCCGCGCGGUGACGAAAGCGUGCGUGAUGCAAUGCGUGUGUGUGAGUGAGAGAUGAUGGCAAGAAGAAAGAGUUUCGGAAUAGAUUCCCGCAGUGUUUUAUUCAUAUUCUUCAAGUGAUAAUCUGUCGAUGCCACUUUGUGCGGUCACACAGCAGAGGUGAACGUGUCCCCAGUGGAUUUCGCGACUGAGACGUGUCGCUCAGUGUGGAAAAGCAGUGAAAAUUGCAGGAAAAGUGACUUGGAGGUUAGGGUUUUUUGACAGUCAUCAUGUUUUUCUGAGGUCCGGGAGUGAGACAGUGGCCCCCACGAGUUGACUGGUGUGCAAAAAGCAAGGUGGAAUUUCGCGGUGAGGACAGAUGAUGUGGUUGAGUUGAGUGGAGGCUGAAAGACUGAGAAUCAGUGGCUAAUUUGGGGGUAAUUUGGUGGAGAAUGGAGCACCGAAGGCUCCGGUGAUGAGAUUUGGGGCGCGCUCCUCACCUGCGUUGCCCAAAUUCAGUGUGCGUGCUUCGGAGGACGCUUGACAAAGGAGGGCGCAUUUAGUUUAUGAAGCUGUGAGACUGUGUGUUUUGAUACUUUUGUAAAGGAAACAAGAGACUCUCUGUGUUGGGGAGAGACAAUGAUCUCGCUGAAGAAGGUGCACGCGGAUCAGCUGCUCCGCGUGGCGCUGGUGCUGUCGCUGCUGCGCGUGGACCCAUCCAGCUACCUUGGCUAUGGCUGGGAGUCGCAGCUGGCGCUCCAGGACGGCGACGGCUGGCAGCUGGAGCUGCGCGCCGCCACGCCGCUCACGGACAUCAGCCACUACUCGAACCGGAAGGCUGUGAUACCGCUGAUUGAGGACCUCGUGCGCUUCAACCACAAUUCCAACGACGUGACUGCCUACCUGCUCAACUCCGUCCAUCAAGAUCACAACUUCACGGGCUCCGCCUCGGCGAGCGCGUCAGACGCGGCCAACGCUACGGCGGGUCAACGGACUGCGUCAGGUGAGGAGAGUCCGGCGGCGGCCAGUGCCGAACUGGAGGAGCUCUUCCUCAAUGCCGCGCCCUUCGCCGACUCCGCCAGCAUCUUCGACGAGAACCUGGCCGAUCUCACGGACUUCGGCGAGAGCAUCGCCUCCGUGUAUCCCUAUCUCGGCCUGCCGGCCAAGGAUGAACUCCUGCUGGACUCGCUCAUGCCGCCCGAGGCGCCCGCCAUCGACGACCUGGCGCUCAACGGCGCCUCCAACUACGGCAUGCCCGAGUCGCCCGCCGUCGAGGAGCUGAUCGAGUGGGAGGAGUUCUACGGCGACGCCGGCGGACGCGUGACGGUGAAGACGGAGCCUCCGGAGCGGCCCGAGUCGCCCGUCGCCGCGCUCAGCGCUGAUGCAACAGUCAAAGCUGAUAGCGACGAUUGUGAGUCAUCGUCGUCUGUUGUGCUCACGCCAGAGGAAAGCGAAUUGAUUGAGGUUCUGUGGAAGCAAGAUGUUGAUCUGGGCUUCUCAUUGGCGCCUCCUUCGACCUCCUUGAAGAAGGAAGAGACUCACAGUGCCGAGGAUGAUGCUGAGAAACUCAAUGCGCUGCUUGAGUUGAAGAAUGAGAAAUCCCAGAACACGGAGAAGGACGAGGAAUUCGAUCAUGAUUGGCCUAAUUUGCCAAUUGAUGCUGAAACAGGUGAAUACAUCCAGAAGCUCCCACUUCAGUUGGAUGACUCCCUGCUUCAGGAGGCUCUGCAUCAGCUAGACGAUCUCUCAGCGGAACAAGAUGCCCUUAAGGAUGAUGCUUUUGAUUUCGAACCCAAGCGCGAACCACUGGAUUCCGUAUCAUCGAAUGGCUUUGGCUCAGAUUUGGGUGACGAAGUGAAGUCGCCGCUGACGAGGGAGAAUUCCUUUGACUUGUCAGAGGACGCAAUUAAGAGUGACGAUACGAAUGAAUUAGAAGAACUCCUCUGCGAUAUGAUGAUUCAAAGCUCCAGCGCCUCUUUUCAGCAUCCGCGAUCUGUUCAGGGCUACGGACAUGGAGUCAACUCCUUCCGUCAGUCCUCGUAUCAUCAUCAGCCGCGAGUGCCGCUGAGCCGCGCCGUGUCGAUGGAGCAGCGCUGGCAGGAUUUGGCCAAUUUGCUGAGCCUGUCGCCGGGCAUGGGAGUGGGCAUGGGCGUUGGGGACAUCCCAUCGCAUCCACACUACUCAUCUCACUACUCUUAUCAGCCAUCCGCACCGUCGAUUCCUCAGCACAGUCAAUUCACACAUCCGCACUCUCAUCCGGCUGUGCUGCACAAUGCCUCACUGUCGGACUUGGGAGCCGCCGGACAGCCGCACUAUGGGCCAAAUCUAGGCUCCGCCGUGGCGUCAAGUAUGCAUCUCACGAACUCCAGCACGGAAACGGACGGCGGCGCGUCUGGCUACAAGAUGGAUCCUGACAUUCUCUACUACUCCAACACAUCGUCCGAGAUCAAUUCCACAACCGAUGGCUUUCUCAAUUCCAUCCUCAACGAUGAGGAUCUGCAGCUGAUGGACAUUGGCAUCAAUGAAGGACGCCAAUACUAUCAAGGCAUGUACACAAUGCGAAUGCUGGAUCACAAUUCCACGUCUAACAAUUCCACGGCCACGAACCUCGGCGGCAGCAUCAAUGGCGCCGCGGGUGGAUUGGCGAACGGCGGCGGCGGCCUGCUGGGCAUGCAGACCAAUAUAAAUGGCCUGGGAGGAAUUGCGGGCGCUCACGGAGAUCGUCUUGACACAUCCAGCGACAGUGCAGUGAGUUCCAUGGGCUCCGAGCGAGUGCCAUCGCUCUCGGAUGGCGAGUGGGGCGACGCGGGCAGCGACUCCGCCCAGGAAUACCAGAGCAAAUACGGCGGUCCGUAUGACUACAGCUACAGCGGGCGCCUGGGCGAGUCCGGCGGCAGACAGCCGCCGGUGGCGCAGAAGAAGCACCACAUGUUCGCUAAGCGGUACUUCCAGGAGCAGAACACGAGCACAGUGCCGUCGGCGCUGGCGGCGGACGCGAUGCCGGCGGCGGGGAUCAAGUAUGAGUACGAUCAGUAUGCGAUGGGGCCGCAGGGCGCCGCCGGCGGAGCGCCGCACGGUCUGGAGGCGGCAGGUGCCAUGGGACCAGCCGCUCCACCGCUGAUGAACGCCAAGAGUCACCACUUGGCGCCGCCGCUGGAGAUAAAAUACUCGUGCUCGCACGAUUUCGCCGCGCGGCAGGCGCGCAGCGGCGUGCACGAUCUCGUGAGUCACAAUCACACGUACACGCUGCCGCAGAGCAGUGGGGUGAUUCCCAAGCCGCCGGCCAGGGACAAGAAGGCGCACAAGAAGAGCGAAGAUGAGCACCUGACGCGUGAUGAGAAGCGCGCCAAAGCACUUGGAAUCCAACAGAUUCCCAUGCCCGUGAAUGACAUCAUCAAUCUGCCCAUGGAUGAGUUCAACGAGCGCCUGUCCAAGUAUGAGCUGAGCGAGACGCAGCUGUCGCUGAUCAGGGACAUCAGGCGUCGCGGGAAGAACAAGGUGGCGGCGCAGAAUUGCCGCAAGCGCAAGUUGGAUCAGAUCCUGUCGCUGGCCGAUGAGGUGAAGGAAGUGCGACAGCGCAAGUCUCGCCUCAUGAGCGAUCGGGAUUCGGCGCUGAUGGAGCAGAAGAGAGUCAUGGACAAGUUCACGGCGCUCUAUAGACACGUUUUUCACUACAUGAGAGAUCAGGAUGGAAAUCCGUACUCUUCGUCGCAGUACAGCUUGCAACUGUCAGCCGAUGGUUCAGUUUAUCUGUUGCCGCGCGAGCCGAAGACGGAGGGUGGCUCAGGAUCUGGCGGCGGGCCGCCGAGCAGUCAUCAUCCGCAUCAGCAGAAGGAAUAGAAGAAAGACGCGCACGCGCGGCGGCGGCAAAGCUGGCGAGAAGAAGAGAGACGACUUCAGCGAGCCAAAGUGCCCGAGAAGGAAUUGUGCUGAGUGUCUGUCUGACUGAUUAAAAAAGUCCUUUGAUCUCACGGUGAAGAGGAUUCUUCUCUGGGAUGUUGGAGUUAAAACAGGAAAAAAACAACAACCGCCAUUUCUGCCCGUGAACAAGAAGCAAAAAGAAGCAACAAAAACAAUGUGAACAAACAGCACAAGCGCAGACGGAAGGAAAAACAGUGGCAAAAAAGAAAGGAAACGCAAAAAAAUCAUUUUAUCAAGAAAGGCAUCAUUUGACGAAGGAUGGAUGAGGUCAAAUUGGAAGUUGUGAAGAGGAUAAAAUUGUACUUUGUGACUUUAUAUUGUAAUAUUUUAGCUACAAUAUUCUAUAUACUGUAGUGAUUGUAAUUGGAUGCGGCAAGUUGGAAGUAAUGUAAUAGCGUGUUAGGGCUCUAAAAUUAAGGAUGUAAUCAGCCUGAAAGAGGGAGACAGAGAGCGAGAGAGAUGGUGUGCAUUGCAUAUAAAUAGCGUAAUAACAAUUGUGUUAGGACUGGCUAAGAUUUUUUGGAAUGGACAAAGUCAGACUUGUAUAAUCUGCAAAAAAACUGGUGAUUUUGGGAUGAAAAGAAAUUUUUGUUCUUCAAACCUUAUUGCUAUUUAAGUAUAUAAUUAAUUAACUUUCUAUUGUAUUUAAAAGAAAAAAAAUUGAUGGAAAAUCAAUGGGUGAUUAGAGAGGAUUUAUUUGAUAAUAAGUAUAAAAUGCGGCAAAUGUCUUUAUCAAACUUUUUUUUGUUGUUUAUAACAUAUGAAGAAGAUGAGGAAAGUAGAACCACUGAUCAAAUACUAGAUAUAUUAAUAAUGGUGUUAAAAACUUUUUGGAGAAGUAUUUUGUUCAUAUUUUUGUGUAUUUCUUGCCUAUUUUCUACAUGAAAUGAUAAAAAAACAGAUGAAUUUUUUAUUACACACAAAAUAUACACAUUUUUUUGUAAAACAGAGAAAGAGGGAAAAAGAGAGGAAUUCGUGCAACGAUUUAGUGAGUUUUGCGCCUCAAUUCGGCAUCUUAAUACUAAUUAUUAUGAUUAUACAUUGCAAACAGUUGUAAAUAGCAUCUUUUUUAAGUCGACUAAUUGCCUCCUAGAGUGAAUUUCUGUUUCACGAGCAUUUCAGGGGCCGGGAAGAGAGAGACUAAGAGCAGCAGUGACACACUGAAUGUUGAGAAAGAGAGAAAGAAAA